This is a messenger RNA of Amblyraja radiata (thorny skate), 1948 nucleotides long. RefSeq names its product methyltransferase 22, Kin17 lysine (gene mettl22). The record is from RefSeq and is a predicted model, not a curated record. Gene Ontology annotation, molecular function: protein methyltransferase activity. Bases 195 to 1346 code for a protein of 383 amino acids. The transcript is spliced from 11 exons. Gene Ontology annotation, cellular component: nucleus. NCBI's taxonomy places the organism in Eukaryota, Metazoa, Chordata, Chondrichthyes, Rajiformes, Rajidae. Gene Ontology annotation, biological process: protein methylation.
CUUCGGUGAAUUCCAUUGGCGACUACCUACGUCAACCGGCGACUGAAUUGUCUUACCUUGCCGUAGCUUGUCGCGAGUAGACGUAGGUGUGGUCGUAGGUGAAUAAUGUCCUAAUGCUUGCCGGUUGUCGGUAGUUUGACGUCGACUAGGAGUGUGGUGACACCCUGCCAUGCUGCUGCAGACACGGGGAAUGCAUGGAUUCAAUCACAUUCACCAGUGACACAGUGCUUUCUGAUGUCCACAUCUACACCCCAAACUGUAGCCACUUGAUGGUGAGGCUGAAUGGAGAUGGACAACCAGUUUUUGUGUCGAAGUUCAAAAUACUACCUAAUAGUACUGCCCACAGCAAGGGUGACGUGGGGCAUCUGAGCAAUGAGGAAACCAGAGAUGAUGAUUUGAUUCACCAGAUUGGUGGCGGUGGAGCCACUGUGAGUGGCAAAGAUGAACCACGCUCUGACACCUUGCUUGAUGCUGAUGGAGACCUGGACGUCACGAGAAGAUCUGAUGGCAAUCUUCACUCUGAUGAAGACGAUGAAUGGAGAGAGAAAGUAUAUCCCACCAUAAUCAGUAAAGGGGAAGAUUUUUUCAACGAGGAGCAGGAGGAAGAUUGCAGUGAGAUCAGAAUAGAACACACAAUGGGUACUGCGCUGGAGGAUGUCGGAAAGCAGGUGUGGCGGGGUGCUUUUCUCCUUGCUGACUACAUUUUAAAUUAUAGUCACCUAUUCAAAGACCACACCGUUCUGGAGUUGGGAGCGGGCACAGGAAUGACCAGCAUUGUCAUGGCAACUGUUGCUAAGACCAUUUAUUGCACAGAUGUUGGUGAAGAUUUACUGAAUAUGUGUGAACGAAAUGUAAUCGCAAACAAACAUAUUUAUGGAACGACAGGAAGUGAAAUAAAAGUAAGAGACCUGGACUGGCUAAAAGAUGAAUUUUGCACAGACACUAAAAACCCAUACUGUUGGUCGGAAGAAGAAACGGCCCAGUUGCAUGACCAGACGGAUGUGCUGUUUGCUGCUGAUGUAUUCUACGAAGAUGACUUGACGGAUGCAUUCUUUCAGACAAUCUACAGAGUUUUGAGCCAUUUGAGAAAUCCAAGCACUGUAUAUCUCUCUGUGGAGAAAAGACUGAACUUUACGUUGCGAAAACUGGAUGUUACAUGCGAUGCUUAUGAUCACUUCCGACUGUGUUUGGAUGAGUUGGGAAACAUGAAUGAUGGGAGAACUUCAUUUGUUGUGGAGCCAGUCAAACUUGCUUUUCCACAGUUCCUGGUUUAUGAGCGAGUGGAACAAUUGGAACUGUGGAAAAUAAUUGUUGAGCCGCACACAGCAAUGAAAAGGCUAUUGUAACUGAAAACACACGCAAAGCAGGACGGUUUAUUGCUGUAGUUCAUUUAAAGCUUUAGCCAAAGAAAGAAACGAGGUUAUUAUUUUAAAAUACUAAGCUACUUUAUUCAAUAUUUUAUCUUUAAUUGCAGCGUGGAAAUUAUAUGGCGUACAAUCACUUAAUGUGUUUGGAUUGGAUUUAGCAGUGAAUACGUCAAUACCUCAUUAAAAUAAUAGGGAGAAGAACUUUAUACCUUGAAAGUACAAAAGAUUAUAUUAGGCAGCUGCACAUGUGGUUUGACCUCUCACAAAAUUGCUACAAAAGGUUUCUCAACGGGUUUUUACAGUAUCAGGUGUGCUUAAUGACAUAUCAAAAGCCCACCACACUCAGACCACGGGAAAGGACUAAUUUUCAAGAUGGCCUCCAAAUCCUUAAAACGCCCAUUAUUCCUUCAUUAUUCAUCAUAGACAAAUAAUGUUGCCGCCCAACACCAUGUUUUGGGGUUUAGAAUAUAGGAAAUGUUGUUAUGAGGCAGACCUAUACUUGCACUGGAAAAUAUUACUUUCUAUGCUAAUAUUACACAUAAAAUGGAUCUUGGACGCCAUCUUGAAAAUUAGACCUAUCC